UGCGUAAAGGACCAAUGAACGGGGGAGUGGGCGGGCCAUAGGCCAGAGACUCGGUUUCCGGUUCCGGCCGUCCUUGGUCAGUCCGCUUUUGUGCUACGUGUCGCUGGCGUCUGAGAGUUUGCCGGGCAGGCAUCAUGGAUCAGGUAAUGCAGUUCGUUGAGCCGAGUCGGCAGUUUGUGAAGGACUCAAUUCGGCUGGUCAAAAGGUGCACUAAACCUGAUAGAAAAGAAUUCCAGAAGAUUGCCAUGGCAACAGCAAUAGGAUUUGCUAUAAUGGGAUUCAUUGGCUUUUUUGUGAAAUUGAUCCAUAUCCCUAUUAAUAACAUCAUUGUUGGUGGCUGAAUACCUUUUUAGAAGAGUUUUUCAUCUUGGGGAUUGGUGAAUAAGUGAGGAUUUGAGAAGCUCAUGGAGUAAAAAUCUGUCUAUAUGUUUUGUGUUUUUCUUUCUUUUUUUGCCUUCCAAGAUGUUUUGUAUUUGUAAAUUAAAACAAUUUCAAAAUAAAAA
Molecule: messenger RNA, 503 nt
Organism: Acinonyx jubatus (cheetah)
Lineage: Eukaryota; Metazoa; Chordata; Mammalia; Carnivora; Felidae
Gene: SEC61G
Product: SEC61 translocon subunit gamma
Exons: 4
Coding region: 135-341 (68 amino acids)
Biological process (GO): protein targeting; post-translational protein targeting to membrane, translocation
Cellular component (GO): membrane; Ssh1 translocon complex
Molecular function (GO): transmembrane protein transporter activity
Source: RefSeq, a predicted model, not a curated record